Messenger RNA from Neocloeon triangulifer, 756 nucleotides. RefSeq names its product zinc finger protein 512B-like. The transcript is spliced from 2 exons. Lineage: Eukaryota; Metazoa; Arthropoda; Insecta; Ephemeroptera; Baetidae. The record is from RefSeq and is a predicted model, not a curated record. The coding region runs from base 112 to 627 and encodes 171 amino acids.
CGCAGAUCUCUCAUUCAACGGGCUCGCGCGCAGGUGGGGAACGAGUCUGUAUAAAAGAUAGAUGACCGCUCAAGGAACGGCACUCAACACACGCUGGUCACUCAAGUCACGAUGAAGUACAACGUGUAUCUGUUGUGCCUUUGCGCUGCGGUGGCGCUGGCCCACGAGGAUGCCUCGGCCGAGACCUCUGCCGACUACUACGACGAGCAGGCCAAGACCAAGCGCGGCGUCGACUUCAGUUCGUACGACUCGUCCGACCUGGGCUUCAGCUCUUACGGGUCAACCGGACUGGGCUACGGCGCCGCCUACGGCCACGGCCUCCCCAUCUCGCAAACGGUGACCGUGACCAAGCCGGUGGCCGUGCCGGUCAUCAAGCAGGUGCCCUACCCUGUUCCCCACGCCGUCCCGGUGGCCAUUCCGCAGCCGUACGCCGUUCCCGUACCACAGCCCUACCCUGUCGUCAAAACCGUGGGCAUCCCCGUCGAGAAGCCGUACGCCGUUCCAGUGGUCAAACACGUGCCCUACGCCGUGCCCAAGCCGUACGCCGUGCCGGUGCCCGUUUACAAGCACAUCCACCACUACCCCAAGAUCACCGUGACCAGGUACUCGCCCAAGUGGGCCUGGUAAAAGCAGGUGAAAGGACCCUUUCGAAGCACACACUCCUCUUAUUUCUCAUCACCAUCACAUCACACGCUCAGUGUAUAGUCACUUUUGUAAUAUGAAAUAAAUUUAUAUACCAAGUAUUUAAGUACAAAA